AUGGACUCUAAACAUGAUCGACCAAACAUCGGUCGCCCCGUGCCCCGUGCCCCGAACCCCGAACCCCGACCCCACCGGACCGGGCGGGACGGGACCCCACCCCACCCACCACGGAUCGCGGAUGUGAUGUAUAGAAUCUCGACGGGAGAUGAUGGAUGGAUGGACAGGGUCACGGGGCGACGCGUUGCGCGCCACGAAGGCCCUCGACGCGCGCGCGCGCGCGCGUGCGCCGACACACCCGUGCGCACCGCACCCCCCGUCUCCUCUGACCUUCCCUAG
Messenger RNA from Penicillium lagena, 279 nucleotides. RefSeq lists its product as uncharacterized. Bases 1 to 279 code for a protein of 92 amino acids. The record is from RefSeq and is a predicted model, not a curated record. The transcript has 2 exons. NCBI's taxonomy places the organism in Eukaryota, Fungi, Ascomycota, Eurotiomycetes, Eurotiales, Aspergillaceae.